This is a messenger RNA of Petromyzon marinus (sea lamprey), 6979 nucleotides long. Lineage: Eukaryota; Metazoa; Chordata; Hyperoartia; Petromyzontiformes; Petromyzontidae. The record is from RefSeq and is a predicted model, not a curated record.
GCACGGGGGGGGGGUCUCGGUACCUCAAACGACCACACUCGCUCAUCAAUCAAAUGCGCAAAAGAGCAAAGCAACAUCGGAGCCGCUGGUCACUGUUAAUGCGACGCACCCGUUCCCAGCGCUAGAAAGUGCGCCUUUAAAUAUUUCAUUUUGUUAGUCAUCCCCAUCACCCCCCUCCGCACAAUCCUUUCCUUCCCCGUGAACACCCGCAGUCAAGCCUACGUACGCCAGAGUGUGCUGCUGAAGGGGGGAGGGGGGGGGUGAAUAGCGUAGACACAGGACGUGUCUGCCGUGCCCGUCGUUCACCGCGCGCGAAGAUGCCCGGAGCGACGCGCCCCGUGGCUCUGCUCGCCGCCGCCGCCGGCCUCCUGUGCCUCGCCUUGGCCGGGAGCGGCGCCUGGGCCGCGUGCCCGGCGCUCUGCACCUGCACGGGCACCACCGUGGACUGCCAGAACCUGGGAUUCCGCGCCGUGCCCAAAGGCAUCCCUCGCAACGCCGAGAGAAUCGACCUCAAUGGGAAUAACAUCACGCGCAUCAGCAAGGCGGACUUCGGAGGGUUGCGCCAACUACGCGUACUGCAGCUGAUGGAAAAUCACAUCGUCGCGAUUGAACGCGGCGCCUUCCAGGACCUGAAGGAGCUCGAACGACUGCGCUUGAACAGGAACCGUCUCGCUCUCCUUCCCGAGCUGCUCUUCCUGGGGACGCCGAAGCUCGCCCGCCUGGACCUCAGCGAAAACCUGAUCCAGGCCAUCCCCAGGAAGGCGUUCCGUGGUGUGACGGACAUCAAAAAUCUGCAACUUGACAACAAUCGCAUCUCGUGCAUCGAGGAUGGGGCCUUCCGUGCUCUGCGGGACCUGGAAGUCUUCACGCUUAAUAACAAUAACAUUACUUCAUUGUCGGUGGCGAGCUUCAACCACAUGCCCAAGCUAAGGACGUUCCGACUGCACUCCAACAGCCUCCAGUGCGACUGCCACCUGGCCUGGCUGUCCGACUGGCUCAGGCAGCGCCCGAGGAUCGGCCUCUUCACUCAGUGCGCCAGCCCCGCCAACCUCCGGGGCCUCAACGUGGCGGAGGUUCAGCGCAAGGAGUUUGUGUGCUCGGACGAUGACGAAGGUCACUCGGACGUGUCCAGGACGCAGACGUGCAGCGUGGCCUCCAGCUCGUGCCCCCUGCCCUGCACGUGCGCCAACAACAUUGUGGACUGCCGCGGGAAGGGCCUCACGGCCGUGCCUUCCAACCUGCCUGAGGCCAUCACCGAGAUACGACUGGAACAAAACGGCAUUAAGUCCGUUCCCCCCGGUGCUUUCUCAUCGUACAAGAAGCUCCGUCGAAUUGAUCUGAGCAACAAUCAGAUUUCCGAGAUUGCUCCAGAUGCUUUCCAGGGCCUGCGGACCCUCAACUCGCUGGUUUUGUACGGGAAUAAAAUCACGGAGCUGCCCAAAGGGCUCUUUGAUGGCCUCUAUUCGCUCCAGCUGCUGCUGCUCAACGCCAACAAAAUAAACUGCGUCCGAGCGGAUGCGUUCCAGGACCUGCAGAACCUCAACCUGCUCUCGCUCUACGACAACAAGAUCCAGACGAUGGCCAAGGGCACCUUCAGCCCCCUGCGCUCCAUCCAGACGCUGCACCUGGCGCAGAACCCGUUCAUCUGCGACUGCCACCUCAAGUGGCUGGCCGACUACCUCCACGCCAACCCGAUCGAGACGAGCGGGGCCCGCUGCGCCAGCCCGCGCCGACUCGCCAACAAGCGCAUCGGCCAGAUCAAGAGCAAGAAGUUCCGCUGCUCGGCCAAGGAGCAGUACUCUCUACCAGGAGCCGAAGACCACCGCUCGAAGCUGGGUGGCGAGUGCUUCGUCGACUCACUGUGCCCCGAGCGCUGCCGCUGCGAGGGCACCAUCGUCGACUGCUCCAGCCAGCGCCUCUCCCGCAUCCCGGAGCACCUGCCGCAGUACACCACCGAGCUGCGACUGAACAACAAUGACAUCACGGUGUUGGAAGCAACGGGGAUUUUCAAGAAGCUCACACAGUUGCGGAAAAUUAACCUGAGCAACAACAAGAUCGCCGACGUAGAGGAGGGGGCGUUUGAAGGCGCCGGCUCGGUGGGAGAGCUCCUGCUGACGGGAAACCAGCUGGAGAGUGUGCACGGAGCCAUGUUUCGGGGCCUGGAGGGCCUCAAAACACUGAUGCUGCGAAGCAACAAGCUGACGUGCGUGGGCAACGGCACAUUCGCAGGUCUCGGCUCGGUGCGGCUGCUGUCGCUCUACGACAACCAGAUCGGCAGCAUCACUCCCGGAGCCUUCGCCACCGUGCACUCGCUCUCCACGCUGAAUCUGCUGGCGAACCCAUUCAACUGUAACUGCCACCUGGCGUGGCUGGGCGAGUGGCUGCGCAAGCGGAGGAUCGUGACGGGGAACCCGCGGUGCCAGAAGCCGUCGUUCCUGCGUGAGAUCCCCGUCCAGGACGUGGCCGCGCAGGACUUCUCGUGCGACGACGGCAACGAUGAGAACGCCUGCACACCGCCGCCACGCUGCCCUGCCGAGUGCACGUGCCUGGACACGGUGGUGCGCUGCAGCAACAAGGGCCUCAGGGGGCUGCCCAAGGGCCUACCCCGAGACGUCACCGAGCUUUACCUGGACGGAAACCAGUUAACCAUGGUUCCCCCAGAGCUGUCCAACUACAAGCACCUUUCGUUCAUUGACCUGAGCAACAACCACAUCAGCACCAUCGCAAACUUCACCUUCAGCAACAUCACCCAGCUCUCCACACUGAUUUUGAGCUACAAUCGUCUAAGGUGUCUUCCUCUGCGGGCGUUCGCUGGCCUCAAAACCCUGCGCCUCCUGUCACUUCACGGAAACGACGUCUCCAUGAUUCCCCACGGCGUUUUCAGCGACCUGACGUCUCUCUCCCAUCUAGCGCUGGGAUCAAACCCGCUGCACUGCGACUGUGCCAUGCGCUGGCUCUCCGAUUGGGUCAAGGUGGACUACAAGGAGCCGGGCAUCGCGCGCUGCUCGGGGCCCGGGGACAUGGCCGAGAAGCUGCUGCUCACUACCCCCUCCAAGAAGUUCGAGUGUGUCGGUCCGCCUGACGUCAGCAUCCAGGCCAAGUGCAACCCGUGCCUGUCGCAGCCAUGCCUCAACCACGGCGUGUGCAGCAGCGACCCCGUCGACUUCUACCGCUGCACCUGCUCCUACGGGUUCAAGGGUCAGGACUGCGGAACGCCGAUCAACGCAUGCGUGAGCUCGCCGUGCCAGAACGCGGGCACGUGCCACGUGCGCGAGGAUGGUGACGACUCCGGAUUCCAGUGCGAGUGCCCCAAGGGCUUCGAUGGAAAAGUUUGCCAGGUGAACAUCGACGAUUGCGAGGACAACGACUGUGAGAACAACGCCACCUGCGUGGACGGCAUCAACAACUACACCUGCCUGUGUCCGCACGAGUACACAGCUGCUAAAAAGGGCAAUGAAGUUGAAAAAGGGGAAUUGUGCGAGGAGAAGGUAAACCUGUGCUCCGAGGAGCUGAACCCAUGCCGCCACAACUCCAAGUGCAUCCUCACUUCCGACGGGCCCAGGUGCGAGUGCGCCGCCGGGUUCGUGGGCGAGGACUGCGCCGUCGACCACGACGACUGCCAGGAGCACAAGUGCCAGAACGGCGCGCGCUGCAUGGACGCGGUCGACGGCUACGCCUGCGUGUGCCCCGACGGGUUCAGCGGGCCGCUGUGCGAGGUUCCGCCUCCCAUGGUGUACCUGCAGACGAGCGCGUGCCAGUACCACGACUGCCAGAACGGCGGGCAGUGCGUGGAGGCGGGCGGCGAGCCCGAGUGCCAGUGCCUGCAGGGCUUUGUGGGGUCGCGCUGCGACAAGCUGACGAGCGUCAACUUCGUGCAGCGCGACUCCUACCUCCAGCUGCCGCCCAUCAAGGGGCAGCCCAAGGCCAACAUUAGCCUGCAGGUGGCCACGGACGAGGAUAAUGGGAUGCUUCUGUACAAUGGCGUGAGCGAGCACAUCGCCGUGGAGAUCUACCGCGGCCGCGUGCGUCUCAGCUACGACGCGGGCAGCUACCCCAACCCCACCAUCUACAGCCUAGAGACGAUAAACGACGGGGAGUUCCACACCGUGGAGAUCGUCACGCUGGAACAGAUGGUGAACCUGUCCAUCGAUGGAGGCUCCCCCAAAACCAUGAUCAAACUGGGCAAGCCUGCCUCCCUCACCCUGGAGUUGCCCCUGUACAUUGGUGGCAUGCCCACGGACGUGAACAGCGCGGCGCUCAAGCAGAUGCACGACCGCAACGGCAUGGGCUUCCACGGCUGCAUCCGCGACCUCUACAUCAACGACGAGCUGCAGGACCUGCGCGCGCCAGGCCGCCCGCCCGCCGGCAUCCUGCCCGGCUGCGCGCCGUGCCGCCAGCAGGGCGCGUGCGUCCACGGCGCCUGCCGCGCCGCCGGGCCCUCGGGGCACACGUGCGAGUGCGAGGCCGGGUGGACGGGCGCCCAGUGCGACCAGCGCUCCGGCGACCCCUGCCAGGCCAACAAGUGCGUGCACGGUGCGUGCAUCGCGCUCGACGCGUUCUCCUACAGCUGCCGCUGCGCCGAUGGCUUCGUGGGCACGCUGUGCGACGAGGAGCAGCGCGAGCUCUUCAACCCGUGCCGCGGCGUGCGCUGCAAGCACGGCACGUGUCGCAUCUCGGGCGCUGGCAAGCCGUUCUGCGAGUGCAGCCCCGGCUACACCGGGGACAACUGUGACAGGGAAGUGUCGUGCCGCGGCGAGCGCGUGCUGGGCAGGCUGCAGAAGCAGCGCGGCUACGCCGCGUGCCAGAGCGUGCAGGAGGUGUCGCGCGUCGACUGCAAGGGCAGCUGCGAGGGCACGGGCGGAGGCGGCGGAGGCGGUGGUGGCGGUCAGUGCUGCGCAGCGCUACGCACGAAGCGCCGCCGCUACGCCUUCGAGUGCACCGACGGCUCCUCCUUCUUCGAGGAGGUGGAGAAGGUGGUUAAGUGCGGCUGUGGGCGCUGCCACCCAUAAAUAAGAUGGGGCCGAUGGCUCCGCGCAGUUCCUACAUCACCUCCCCCCCCCACCCCACCCCACAAUCGUCCGUAAACGAGCGAUUGCACAUUUAUACCCCACCACCGCACCGACCGACCUGUUCAUUCUCUUAUUCCAUUCGCCUUCGAGAGGUGAGUCUAGGCGCCUUCAAAGCGACGCCCAGCAACAAUGCAAGGACAAACGAGUACUAGGACUUAUUGCACGGAACGACAUGCCGAGUUGUUUCGUGAUGAAUGCCAGCGGGGGGGGCGGUCGUGGCUCUCCAGCAGUGCCUGCGUAGAACUUGCAGGGCUCCGUAAACAAACAAAAAAGACCACAGAGAGGUAAACGGCAGGUGGAUAUCUGUAGAGGUAAACGGCAGGUGGAUAUCUGUAGAGGUAAACGACAGGUGGAUAUCUGUAGAGGUAAACGACAGGUGGAUAUCUGUAGAGGUAAACGGCAGGUGGCUAUCUGUAGAGGUAAACGGAGUGCACGCCACAAGUCGGUUCAUGUGUGAAUGGGAGAACCUUUACAGGAGGGUGCAGAAGGCCCAGUUUCUAACAAGCACACUUUCGUACGACUUUGGGACGAGGAGGAACACAUUUAAAAGGUGUUCACGGUAGAACUACAGUCGUUGUGAAACACGGGGUGCACGUUCACGUACCUAUAUGCGCCCUGUACAUUUAUUCCUCGGUGAUUUUUUUAUUAUUAUUCCACAGUUGCCCAAUCAGAAUCACAUUUCUCUUGGCCGAACGGUUAUUUUUUUUUUGCUUCAACGUGGUUCAAUAGGGGGGGGGGGGGGGGGAGAACCUUCCAAUCAUGACAUGGGGGGGGAGGCGCACACAGUCUUGCCUUGAAGUCGCCGCCACGUCGCUUCGCGGAAGCAGCUUGAGGCUCUGCCGAAAUUGAGGAUCCGCUCGCCUCUCCGCAUCAAAUCCCCGUCCGCCCGAAGCUUCCCCUUCUUCCCUCCCGACCCCACCACCGCUUCAGCGCCUGCGCGUGUCUACCGACGAGCAGAACAACUUCCCAUGCGCGAGACAUCACCGCCACCUCCACGCCCCCCGGGGCCUAUCUGACCGCCCCACGGAUUUACGAAGAGGAAAGCCAAUGAGGAAAGCCGCCUCACGGACUUCUUAAAAAACUGAUGUUACUACAGAGGAAUAAUAAUGAUGAUACAUUAGACAAUGGAGUUUGGUUGUUUUUUUUUCCCACUCCUUCACUGUUUGUCUGCACCGCUAUCCGUAGAAGACUUCAAGACUCUUCGUUCCUGCAACGAGUCGUCAACUCCGGAUGUUAGAGUUCCGCUUGAAGUGUGUGGGGGUGGGGGGGCAUUACGAGUGAAGAAGUGCGAGAUGACUUCAGAAGAAACGGCCUCGGUAACCUCUCGCUUUUGCCUGUUUCGUCUUGAGUUUUACGACUUUCCACCAGGUGGUUUGUGGGGAUUUUGUAAUGACUUAAUUGUGAGUGCAAACAUCGGAGCGUUUAAACAGACCGUCUGAACGACACGUAACUGCUGUCUGUAGUUUUGACCCGAAAUUAGUGAAAUACUGUUUAACCUGUGUAAAUCAAAUGUUUCUGUAACUUUUUUUUUACUGAAAUAGGUUUUUUUUUUGGUGUGUGUGCAGUGCGGUAUUGACUCUCCAGUAUUUGUUUGGAUUUGGUUUGAGAAAAAAAUAAACAGAUGCUUACUUUUAACCAACAGGCGCAUCGGAUACCCAACGAGAAACCCCAACCCGCUGUCCUUUUGACAAUAUUCUUGCAGAUAUAACGACUCUCGCCGAACUUCAUUUGGUUCCUGUCGCCAGCGUAUACUUUUGCUCAAGUCAAAUGCAUUCGUUGUUGUUUAUUUGAUUAAUAGUGAUAACAAACAAAAAAAACUCUAGAAGACACGCACUAAUGCAGUCACUUGCAAAUGUACUGCAUUUGGGUAUACCGCGAGAGCUAACACCAUUAACGGCUUCUGUCUGGCA